AUAAUGAAUUAUAAAUUUAUUUUAUUAUUUUUAUUAUUAAUUCAAGCACUAAACUUCUGCUUCACUAAGAUUUCGAAUGGAGCCCAAACCAAAUUAAUUCUAAUGGAGAUGUGUGAUAAAACUACAUUUAAAUCUGAAAAUAAUGAAAUUGGAAAAAAUAAAAUAGAAUUUUUGUGCCACGAUGCUCUCAGUUUUCUUACAAAACCAGCUAUUUUCUUUUGUACUUUUGCCGUUAAUUUGUGGAGCGGCACUAUAAACUGUGAACAAGCUCUUACAGACCAUCUAAAGGUUCUACAUCUUGAAACUAUAUGCCAAAAUUCUUUAAAUAUGUGGAAAAAUUCUCGUUGCAGCAAUGUUCCUAAAGAGAAACUUGCUUGUUGCCUUGAAGAGUCAGAAAAGGCAGCUUCAACCAUUCUACCAAAAUGCGAUGAGAUAACAGAAACAUUAAUUAAAUUAAAAACAACUGUUUGCAAUAUGAACAAGGGUGAAGCUAUCCAUUUCGCUACAAAUGGAUGUACUACGGCAGUCGAGUUAGCUGCCGAGAUUCCAUUUAAAUUAUGUCUUAAAAUUUUUGGUUAUUAA
Meloidogyne enterolobii is the source of this 582-nucleotide messenger RNA. The record is from the annotation of a GenBank genome assembly. NCBI's taxonomy places the organism in Eukaryota, Metazoa, Nematoda, Chromadorea, Rhabditida, Meloidogynidae.